This is a messenger RNA of Gambusia affinis (western mosquitofish), 1976 nucleotides long. RefSeq names its product AU RNA binding protein/enoyl-CoA hydratase (gene auh). NCBI's taxonomy places the organism in Eukaryota, Metazoa, Chordata, Actinopteri, Cyprinodontiformes, Poeciliidae. The transcript is spliced from 10 exons. Bases 65 to 1030 code for a protein of 321 amino acids. Gene Ontology annotation, biological process: fatty acid beta-oxidation. Gene Ontology annotation, molecular function: enoyl-CoA hydratase activity. The record is from RefSeq and is a predicted model, not a curated record. Gene Ontology annotation, cellular component: mitochondrion.
AUCAAGAACAAAAACAAGAAGAAGAAGCAGAAGAAGAAGAAGAAGACCUCUGUAGUUGACGGUCAUGGCUGCUGCAGUGGGACGUUCGUCCCUGUGGUUAACCUCCAGACUGUUCGUGGAUCGAGACAGAGCGCGCAGGGUGACAGCCUCAUACCUUUGCUGCCGACAGCAGAGAGGUUGCUGUUUCAAUCGCUCCAUAACUGCAACCCGGCAAUACAGUUCUGACUCCAGGGAUGACCUGAAGGUCCGAUAUCUGGAUGGGGAAGACGCGGGAAUUGUUGUAGUUGGGAUAAAUCGACCAAAAGCCAAAAACUCCAUAAGCAAAAAUCUUGUCAACAUGAUGUUUGAGGCUGUAGAGGAUAUUAAGAAGAAUAACAAAGUGCGCAGUGUUAUUUUAUCCAGCUUGGUUCCUGGUAUUUUCUGUGCAGGUGCAGAUCUGAAAGAAAGAGCAAAGAUGCAUCAAAGUGAGGUGGGACCGUUUGUUUCAAAAGCAAGAGCCCUAAUCACAGAGCUGGAUAAUCUUUCAGUACCUACUAUUGCUGCGAUUGAUGGGGCUGCCUUAGGAGGAGGUUUGGAAAUGGCCCUUGCUUGUGACAUAAGAAUUGCUUCCAGCAGUGCAAAAAUGGGACUAGUUGAGACAAAGCUUGCAAUUAUUCCUGGAGCAGGUGGAACACAACGUCUCCCAAGGAUUAUUGGUGUGUCUCUAGCCAAGGAACUCAUAUUUACUGCUAGAAUAGUGGAUGGAAAAGAGGCAGGUCGUCUGGGGCUAGUCAAUCAUUCUGUAGAGCAGAAUGACAGUGGAGAUGCUGCCUAUCUCUACGCUCUUGAACUUGCUCGUCAGAUCAACCCUCAGGGUCCAAUUGCAGUUAGGAUGGCAAAACUAGCAAUCAACCAAGGAAUAGAGGUGGAUUUAUCUACAGGUUUGGCAAUUGAAGAGGCAUGCUAUGCUCAGGUGAUCCCAACAAAAGACCGUUUGGAAGGUUUGGCUGCUUUUAAGGAGAAGAGGCGUCCUCAUUACAAGGGGGAGUGAGGUCAUACGAGUCAUUUCAAGAAAUUCUGCUCCAAAGGUUGAUGAAUUCCCACAGCUUUGAACAACCAAACUAUUUCACUGCAAAGACUUAGAAUGGAGGACAUGUAUGGCAUGUGUUAUGAUAACAAAAAGUUAUUAUUGUAAUUACUGCACUCUUUCAAGUCUGAGUUCAACAGUAGGUUUACCUUAUUUUAUUUUCUUGGAAACAUUUAGUACAUUAUUAAAAAAAUAGAAUUUGAUAUUUGUUUUCCUUCAACAAAUUACAUGUCUACCUUUAGACAGUUGGGAACUCAUGGCAUACAGAAAUGGUAAAUAGAAAGUACACAUCUUUGAUAUGUAAGUUUUUAUUGCAAACUUAGUACAUGGUUUUUCACAGAACUGAUGAGCUGCCAUCUGGAGUUCACUGUUUUGGACAUUUUAGGCUAGAUAUGAAUUGUUUAGAACCUGGCAAAGACCAGAUUAUUUCUGUAUUGUAAUGUUGGAACUGAUAAAUGCUGGACCUUCUGUUUUCCAUGGCUGUACUAACGCAUGAGGCUUUUAAAGCUCACAAGGUUUCAUUGUUUUCUUUAUGUAUGAACCAUAUAUGUAUGUACAUGUUGGGUCUUUCAAGCAGAGCUGUUGCUUCAGUUUGCUGGAAAUGAUUUGAAUAUAAUUAAAUUCUCUCUCCUAUUUAGUGCCAAAAAUAUAAUGCCAUAUAAUAACCACAUUUUUUCAAAAUUGUGUUUUGAAAAUGCCUAAUGUAAUAACAGAGGUUGUGGAUGUUUGUCAUGAAACAACCCAUGUAAUUUAGAACUUUUGUUUUUCUUUUCUAUUAUUUCUUGGUAUUGUUUGUUUUGUUGUUUUAGUCUGAAACUGCUUUUGCUAAACCUUUGAAUUAUUGAGUCACAUGCUGUGUGAAGAUUGGCCAUGUCAAGCAGCUGCAAUAAAGUCUAAAAGAAAUGCCUGA